This is a messenger RNA of Pungitius pungitius (ninespine stickleback), 2428 nucleotides long. RefSeq names its product ribosomal protein S6 kinase related b (gene rskrb). The transcript is spliced from 13 exons. The record is from RefSeq and is a predicted model, not a curated record. Gene Ontology annotation, biological process: protein phosphorylation. Bases 288 to 1649 code for a protein of 453 amino acids. Lineage: Eukaryota; Metazoa; Chordata; Actinopteri; Perciformes; Gasterosteidae. Gene Ontology annotation, molecular function: protein serine/threonine kinase activity; ATP binding.
CACCAGGUCGGCGGGCUCAUUUGGAUGCGGAGGAGUGGGCGGAUUUGCGCUGACGUUGGCCCUGCUCGGGAUUAACUUGUUUUCAUGUCGCCACAUCUGACACCUAUUCCUCCGGACAGUCUGCGCAACCCGCAGAUUGUGCACAAAUCGCGUGAUUCGGCGUCGUCUACCCUCCAGUUGGUCCGCGUCGCGCGCACACCGCUGUAGCCGGGAAGGCUCGGUGCGAGGUGCCUGGAUGAGGUGCAGACGUCGCUCGGGGCCCACGGUGCUGAUGUCCUGUCACGGCGAUGGGGGCCGACGGUAGUAAGAACCAGAAGAGGUCCGCUGAGGUGCAGGAGGAUGAGGACCUCUCAUCCGGGUGGCGGGGCUUCCUCUCCAGCGUGGGCCUGUCCAUCCCAGCGGGGCUAUGUCGCCUGGCCCCACCCGCCCUCCGUCUGGGCCGGCAUCGAAUGCUCCAAGGCAAGGCCCCCGACAUCCCGGAGCACGUGCUGAGGCUGGCGGGGGUCGGCCCGGGCUUGCUGAGAGCGGAGUGGAGCCUGCCGGGGUUCAUUACCAUGUUCCUGCCCGAAUUCCCCCACAGAACCGUGCCUGGGCACGAACACUUUCAGGUGUUGAGUUACAUCGCCAAAGGCUCGUUUGGACCCAUUCUGAAAGUGAAGGACAAGGCGAAGCAGAAAACGUAUGCUGUCAAAGUCAUACCUAAAUCCGAGAUUCUAAGACUCGGGGUGUUGGAGCAGUCAAAAGAAGAGGUUAUUGUCCAGCGUCAGGUUCGCCACCCAUUUGUCCAUGACCUCCAGGACUGCUGGCAGACUCAGCGCCACCUCUACAUUAUGUGUGACUACUGCAGCGCAGGAGACCUGUACACCUACUGGCAGAUGAUUGGUCAGUUCCCAGAGGACACCGUGCGAGUGUUUGCAGCAGAGUUGGGAUGUGCGCUCGGUUUUCUGCACGACUUUGGGAUCAUUCACAGAGAUGUGAAGAUGGAGAAUAUCCUGCUUACAGACACUGGACACCUCCGUUUGGCUGACUUUGGUUUGUCCCGUCGGCUGGAGAGAGGAGGAAGAGCUUUUACCAUUUGUGGAACCAUCCAGUAUAUGGCCCCGGAGGUGCUCAGUGGUGGGCCCUACAACCACGCAGCUGAUUGGUGGUCUCUGGGCAUCCUCCUUUUUUCCUUGGUUACUGGGAAGUUCCCCAUGCCUCCAGAGCCAGACCACUGCAGUAUGCUGAGGAAAGUGAGGAGCUUUCCCUAUGAAAUGCCCCUCAGCCUCAGCUCCCCACUGGCCUUGUUAAUAACAGAGCUUUUGUGCAAAACUCCGACCCGCCGCCUGAGGACGCUCGAUCGCUUCAAACGCCAAACCUUCUUUCGGGGAACAACCUUUGACCUCGCCUUACUGCGGCGCCAGCCUGUGGAGGUGAUACUGGAGCUGAGAGAGAGACCGGACCGAGCUGCCAAAGCUCGACGAGGCCUCACUUUGUCGCUGCAGCCUCUCAAAGGUUUCGACUACGACUCCUUUCUCAGCCCUCCGUCCACGCCGGACACACAGCUGGAUGCCGGCGCGCAAACCCACACAGCUGCACCGCUCCCCGGCCCCACGCUCCCCCCGGAGCCCGCUCAGGAAAAGGGUCUACGUAGAGAAGUGUUUGUUUGACGGUCUGCAGUUUACAGUUUCCCACAUUUAGUAAAAACCCAAAUACCUGUUUAUGAUUUGGUUUGAUACAGUUAGGAACAGAAUGAUUCAUUCGAGGAAAGUUUCCUGCUCGUAUUGGCAAGGUUUAUGUUUAUUGGGACUUAUUCCUCUUUUACUUGUUUGCCUUUCUCCAACGAGCACCUUGUCAAGCCUACUGGAUUUGCUCAACAGUUGUGCAAGAAAGAUUGCACUAUUCUUGUCUAUGUACUUUUCAUUUCAAGUGACUGGUCAUGGCCGCCCUGUUAAAACUGUGCUAUCAAAAUUGUUAUGCUGUUGAAGACAAUGCACAGUUGUUGUUUUUUUUACAUUAAAGUUUGUAAAGUUUAUGUGGUUUAAUAAAUCCUCUCAAAACUCCUCAGAGAAAUUUGUGUAAUUCUGAACUUCUGCCUUUACUUUGUUGCAUGGUUGUAGAACUACAAGAUGGCACCUGGCUGUACGCAAAUGAGCUGAACUGUAAGAGUUGAAUGAGCAGCAGUAUUCAGUCAGCAUUUUGAUAGAUGCAAGACUUUUUGUAUGGUGUGAGUAAUCACAACUUCAUGCACUUAACCGGAUCGUCAGAUUAUAUUAUGAUUUUGUAAAGUAUGUCCUGAUGUGUACCCAGAAUGCUUCACAGUUUUCAGAAUAUUUGUAAAGUAAUAUUUAUACAUUUUAUGGAUGCUAUUUGAUGUUACGUUAUGGAACAUUGUAUUUUUGUAAUAACCAUUGAGCACAGAUGGGAUAUUAAUAAACUCUUACUGAAC